This is a messenger RNA of Cladocopium goreaui, 1986 nucleotides long. NCBI's taxonomy places the organism in Eukaryota, Dinophyceae, Suessiales, Symbiodiniaceae. The record is from the annotation of a GenBank genome assembly.
AUGAUCGGGCGCAUGCGAGAAGGCAUGAGCAACCUGAGGAAGAAGGAUACGCCCCUCGAGGCUCAGCUGAAAGAGGCAACAUCCCGAGAGAACUGGGGAGUGCCCAACACCACGUUGCAGGCGAUUGCACAUGCGACACAAAAUAUGGAAGACAAUGAUGUCAUCAUGGCUUUCCUGUGGAAGGUUCUGCAGGAGAAGAAGGACAAAGAAUGGCGUCGGAUCGUCAAGGCCCUUGCCUUGAUCGAGAUGAUCCUGAAGCACGGCAGCGAACGAGCGAUCCAGGACAUUCGAAGAGAUGCCUGGCGGAUCCAGCAGUGGAAAGAAUUCCGCUAUAUGGAGGAGGGCAAGGACGUGGGAUCUGGAAUCCGUUCCAAGGCCAGCUCCAUCCUGGAGAUGCUGUCGGAUGAGGAGCUCCUGAACGAGGAGAAGGAGAAGGCGGAGAACCUCAAGAAGAAGAUGAGUGUUGCCGGUGUCGGUGGCAGCGCAGCCAAUGUGGCAGAGAGCGGUGGCUCUGGGUCCGCCUUCAAGUCUCCCUUUGACCGGGACCGUCGGCCUUGGAGAAGAAAGAAGCAGCCCGAGGAAAGUCCACAGUCGAGCCCCUCAUCGCCGGGUUUCCACGGCGCAGGUCGUGGUAUGCAUUCAGAGCACGAGACCGCUCAAAUGGUCUCGCAGUUCAUGAGUGUCACCAACGCAUCCAGGAUGGCGGCCAAGGAAGCCUUGGAAAGACACAACUGGGACCUGCACACUGCCGUGAUGCAGUAUUUGGCCUCUGAGAGCAGUACUCAACCGCCGUCGAGUGCCAAGCCUGGUUGGACUGAGAGAAAGUCCAGGGUAGACUCCAUUGUCUCCAUCACAAAGGUGAGUGAAAGGGUGGCUGAGGAGUACCUGGAGAAGGCCAAUUGGAAUGUGGAAGCCGCACUGGACAAGGUGUUGGAAGACAACCCAGCAGGUUCAGCUCCCAAGUCCACGCCAAGCAAGCCGAGCGCCGCGCCAAAGGCGUCUGCUCAAAGUAGUAGCAGUUCAGAUUCAGAAGAAAGUUAUUCUGAAGAAUCCGAGGAAGAGGAAGCCCCUCGAAAGGGCGGCAAAGGAUGGCCUCAAAAUGGCCAGAAUGGCUGGCCGAACUCCGGCACGUCCGGCAAAGGUGGGCUAGGCCCAGCGCCCUGUGGGCCUGGUGGGCCUGGUGGCGCUUGGCCCGACAGUGGUGGAGGUGGCGGAGCUUGGCCAGGCGCCUCCUCGCCAUUUGGCUCGGCUGGACCUUCCAGCAAUGGUUGGGCGUCGAAGGGCGCAGGCCCAGGCGGCCCAGGCCCAGGUGGCCCAGGCGGUUCAGGUGGCCCAGGUGGCCCCGGACCCAGCGGAUGGCCAAACAAAGGCGGUCCAGGUGGCGGCUUCGGCAAGGGAGGACCUGGCCCCAAAGGUGGCGAUCCUUUUGGCUCACAGGCCUCUGCACCUUGGGGAUCCAGGCGUCGAAGCUGGGGCUUGGGUGAACCUCUGGGAUGGACAGUUUGGGGAUGCAACAGGCCCCCGGUGGCCCACCUGGCAAAGGUGGAGGCAACCCUUUUGGUGGCGGAUUCGGCAGCCAGGCACCUCAACCUCCCCAGAGUGGCAGCUUUGGGCCUCCUGGAAAAGGAGGCCCCAGCCCGUUUGACAGUUCGAGUGGCUUUGGAAAGGGCGGUGCUAAGGGCCCCGGACCUCAAGGAGGACCACCAUGGGGCGCACCCAAAGGAGGCCCUGGCCCUGGAGGUUUUGGUGGCCCUGGCGGCCCUGGUGGCCCUGGCGGCCCUGGUGGCCCUGGCGGCCCUGGCGGCCCUGGCUUUGGGUCUGGCCACCUUCGUGAGCUGGGUCAAAGGCAGCCACCAAUGGCAAGAACCGAACAUAUGUCUGGUGGUGGCUGGCCAGGCACCAGCCUUGGAGCUAAGAAUGAGCGCCAUUUUGAAGGCCCACCAGGCCCAGGUGGCCCAGGACCACGCCCCGGCUUCGGAAGUUUAG